AACCAAUUGUUCUGAAGAGCUCACCUAGUAUUUCUUGUUAUCUAAUAAGUUGUUCUUUUUUCAAAAUGAAAUCAUUUUACUCCUUUGUUCUUAUUUUUGGAAUUUUGCUCAGCAAUGCUUUGGCCUUAACCCCAGAAGAAAAACAUGAAGCAGAGAAAAAAAUUCUUGAUGAAUGUAAAGGUUCGGUCGGAGCCACCAAUAAUGAUGUGAAUUCCAUUUUGGAACGCAAAACGCCCACAGAAUACAAAGGAAAAUGUUUAUUGAAAUGCGCUCAUGAAAAAAUCGGACUUAUCCAAGAUGGAAAGUUUUCAAUUGAUAGCUUUAAGGCAUUUGGAGAAAAAGAGCUUGGAAAUGAUAUGAAGGCGGUCGGUGUUUUUAACGAAAUGCUUGAUGCAUGCAAAUCAAUUACUGAUCCAGACCUGUGUGAAGCAAGUGCUAAAAUGAUGGACUGUAUGAUAAAGGAAGGACUGAAACGUGGCGUUGAUCCAAAAAAAGGCAUUAAAGAAUCGAUUGCAUCUAAUUAAAAAGACGCAUUUAGUGGAAAAAGGCGGUGAUAGUUCUUGAAAUAAACACUUCAGAUUGUAAUAAUUUCAACUAAAUAACUUUGCUUGCAAAAUACGUUGUAAAAAACACAUUCAAUUGUUCGUUUUACAUUUAGCACUGAUGUAUUCUAAAGAUUCUGUAAACUAAUUAAUGAUAAGAAACAUAAUAAAACAAACUGGUAUUGUUUAUAUCUAAAUCUCUCAACAAUUCAUCAAA
Messenger RNA from Contarinia nasturtii (swede midge), 759 nucleotides. RefSeq names its product general odorant-binding protein 19d-like. The transcript is spliced from 3 exons. The record is from RefSeq and is a predicted model, not a curated record. Bases 66 to 524 code for a protein of 152 amino acids. NCBI's taxonomy places the organism in Eukaryota, Metazoa, Arthropoda, Insecta, Diptera, Cecidomyiidae. Gene Ontology annotation, molecular function: odorant binding. Gene Ontology annotation, biological process: sensory perception of smell.